GCUUCUCUAAAUAGAUCGUAUUGUAAUCUUUUCUCAGUCCAACGUGGUUUCUUCUCAGAGACUGCUUCACAUUUUCUACACUUGUUUGGUGAGUUGGAAGCCUCGUAGCAGCAUGCAGAGGACCGUGCAUGCGCCUCUGCAGUUUUAUGAGAAUUCGGCCAGAGUGAUGAACUCAGACCAGGAAAGGCCGUUUGUGUGCAAUGCUCCUGGAUGUUCUCAGCGAUUCCCCACCGAGGACCAUCUGAUGAUACAUCGACACAAACAUGAGAUGACCCUAAAGUUCCCCUCCAUAAAGAACGACAACAUGUUAUCAGACCAGACGCCCACACCGACACGUUUCUUGAAGAACUGUGAGGAGGUGGGACUGUUCAGUGAACUGGACUGCUCCAUCGAGCAGGAGUUUUGCAAGGCCCAGGAAGAAGAGGACAGCAAACAGAAUAUCCAACUGCACAGUCAGGCAGGCCAAGGCCAGCACCAGCAGGCCCACUCGCGGAUGGGCAACCACGAUACCAGCAUAGUGAUCCAGCAGGCCCUGCCCUCUCCUCAGUCCAGCUCUGUCAUCACACAGGCUCCAUCCACGAACAGACAGAUAGGGCCUGUACCCGGGUCUCUGUCCUCACUGCUGCACCUACGAAACCGACAGAGACAGCCUCUGCCUGCCUCCAUGCCUGGAACGCUGCCAGACCCAACUAUGCCUGGCUCCUCCGCUGUGCUGAUGCCUAUGGAGAGACAAAUGUCCAUGGGCUCCAAUAUGAUGGGUAUGCAAGGACCCACCCACAGCAGCUCCUGUGCUUCCACUCACAUUCCCUCCAUGCACUCAGAAGCCAAACUGAGGCUGAAGGCCGCACUUUCACACCAUCCUGGUGCCAUCACCAAUGGAAACAUGAACUCCAUGGGCCACAUGAUGGAGAUGAUGUCAUCGCGGCCGGAGCAAGGCGCCCACCAUCACAUGCACUCACACCCGCACCAGCACCUGCAAGCUCCUCCCCACGCGUACCAGCACCACAGCCACCAUCACCACAACCAGGGCCACGGCCAAGGCGGACACCACCACCCACAGGGACACAACCCCCAUCAUAACUCCCACAAUCCCCACCUCCAUCCUGGUCACCCACACCAGACCUCACCACAUCCUCCAAUGCACUCUGCAUCACAGAUGUCACCUGCCACCCAGCAGAUGCAGCCCACGCAGACGCUGCAGUCUCCUCCCCCCAGCGGCGGGCGGCGCAGGAGAGUCGUGGACGAAGAUCCGGACGAACGCCGGCGGAAGUUUCUCGAGCGGAACCGAGCAGCAGCGACAAGAUGCCGACAGAAGAGAAAAGUGUGGGUGAUGUCGUUAGAGAAGAAAGCGGAAGAGCUCACGCAGACCAACAUGCAGCUUCAGAAUGAAGUGACCAUGCUAAAGAACGAGGUGACCCAACUCAAGCAGCUUCUCCUCACACACAAGGAUUGUCCCAUCACCACUAUGCAGAAAGAGUCCCAAGGUUACCUCAGUCCAGAGAGCAGUCCGGCGGGAAGCCCAACGCCAGCGUGUUCGCAGCAGCAGGUCAUUCAGCACAACACCAUCACCACCUCUACCACGACUGUAGGGGGCAGCGGUGUGCACGGACAAGCCAACCACCGCACAGACAUUAACCCCAUCCACUAGGGACCAGAGAGACUAUAACCCCCGACUGUUGCCCCCUU
Molecule: messenger RNA, 1686 nt
Organism: Solea senegalensis (Senegalese sole)
Lineage: Eukaryota; Metazoa; Chordata; Actinopteri; Pleuronectiformes; Soleidae
Gene: creb5b
Product: cAMP responsive element binding protein 5b
Exons: 11
Coding region: 113-1648 (511 amino acids)
Biological process (GO): regulation of transcription by RNA polymerase II
Molecular function (GO): DNA-binding transcription factor activity, RNA polymerase II-specific; cAMP response element binding
Source: RefSeq, a predicted model, not a curated record